Molecule: messenger RNA, 3217 nt
Organism: Monodelphis domestica (gray short-tailed opossum)
Lineage: Eukaryota; Metazoa; Chordata; Mammalia; Didelphimorphia; Didelphidae
Source: RefSeq, a predicted model, not a curated record
AAACCUCUGCAGUUCUUUGUAUGCAUUAAAUCAAUCAGCCAGAAUCUGUCUCCAGGUUUGUGCCAGGAGCUGUCCACGGUGCUGGAACUCUAGAGGCAAAAAUCACCUAGAUUCUGCCCUUGAAUUUUUCUAUUCUCUUGAGGGAAAGGAACAAAGUAUCCAUUUGCUAAUAUAUAGAAAAUACGUACAAAGCAAUUGGGUAAGGACACUAAAAAGUAAGGGAAGUGCCCUGGCAUUUGAAAUGAAGGAAGCCAAAAGUUCUAGGAAGCAGAAAUGAGGAAGGCAUACAUUCUAUCUAGCCUCAGUUGAACUAUGGAUACAUGACCCAGGCUUUUGAGUUUUUGUGCUUUGUGUUCCACCCCCACUCUCAACCCUCCUGCCUCCCUCCAGCCUGGAGACCCAGUCUAGAGGCUUUCACCCUGAUCUUCACCAUCACCAACCUGCUGUACACAGAAGACAUGGGGCAGAAGGAUUCCAUCAAAUUCAAGUCCACUGAAAAGAUUCUUCAGAAUAUGGUAAGGGUUGCCACUGCUUUGAUUUGCAAAGUGUUUAUUCUAUUCAAGAAGCUUCCAUUGCUCCUCAUGCCUUUACCUCUAGACAAUACUUAGCUCACUUCCCUUUUCUUCUCUUAUCUAGCUUGGCCCUUUGUUUGAGAACAGCAGCCUUGGUUCCAGUUAUUCCAGGUGCAAACUGACUUUCCUAAGACCUCUGAAGAAUCUGACAGUGACUGAAGUAGGUGUCAUCUGCCUCUAUCAGAGUGAUUCCACUGGUCCCUUCCUGGAUAGAGAGAGGGUUUACUGGGAAUUCAGCAAUCAGACUGGGGGCAUCACUACACUGGGGCCCUAUACCCUCGACAGCAACAGUCUCUAACUCAAUGGUUAUAACCAUCACUUACAAUCUUCCACCUCUAGUAAGUAUUCAUCAACUUCAUGUCUCUAUCUAUCUUCCUGUGACCUGGAAGAAGAAACAAUUGAUAAUCCUACCAAUCCUAUUUACUCUGUUUUUUUUUUGAAAGGGAAGGGAUAGAAGGACCCAAGGGAUGGCCUGUGGUCCCUCAGAAUUUUAAUCCUCACAUUCCAUGGACUACUUAUUUACCAAGCCCAGCAAGAAUCCUUUUCCCCAUAUUCCAUAUUCAAACAUAAUUUUUCUGUGACAUUCAAAUAGCUUUUCCAAGGUUUUCAUUCAAACACCAGUUUGGCAAGGGAAGCCAGCUUGUCAUGGAUUUUAAAGGUCAGGCUAAGGAAUUUUAAUUUAUUACCAGAGGGGAGAGAAAGCUACUAACAACCAAAAAUCCCCUUUCCUUUCUGUCUUGGAAUGACUACUAAAUAUUGGUUGCAAAUCAGAAGAUUUUGGUAAGGACUCUGCAACUGGAGUUAAGUGACUUGCCCAGGGUCACAUAGCUGACACAGAAUCCUGGUGUAGGACUCUUUAGAAGAAGUGAUUGAAAAGUUGUAUUAUGUGUUGAAAAGAUAAUUUAAAGGUAAAUAGUUGCAGUGUAGAUCUCAUUCACUGUUAAGCUUUCAGAGGCAGCAUGGUAUAGUGGGUUAGAGAACAGGCCUCAAGGGUCAAGAGACCAUAGGUAGCUUUGGAAAGCCAGGUCCAGAGAUGGGAGGUUCAAAUCUGGCCCUCAACUUCCCAGCUGUAUGACCCUGGGCAAGUCACUUCACCCCAGUUUCAUAGCCCUUGUCUCUAUUCUACCUUGGAAGUAGUCCUUAGUAGCAAUUCUAAGAGAGAAGAAAAGGGCUUUUGAAAAAAGAGACAUGAAGAGCAGGGUUUGAUUCCCACCUGGGUGACCUACUGGUUAUAUGAUCCUGGGCAAAUCAUUUCAUAGUCCCCAGUAAUGGUAGUGUGAGGCUAUACGUUUCAAAGAAGAUGCUGCUCUGUAUUAGUCAAGACAAAUCUGCCCCCUCCUCUGCUCCAGCUCCUGAAAUCAAUAAAAUGGCAGGUCUGGCCUCCCACUUUUUUGACAAUAAGCUAGAACUCUACUAAGAAAUGGAUGACUUUGCAGAGCAUUCAUGGUGCCUUCUCACUGCAGCUGUCUUUGGCAUGCCUACGUUUGCUAGAUCCUUCACAGUUACCUCCAAUGUGUCCUUUCCCAGGCCCAUACAGAAUGGGACAGCAACCAAAUUCCUGUGUGGCCACUGGAAAACUCCCACCACCCCUAGCCUGGACAGGAAGAAGAUUUAUUGGGAGCUGAGCAAUCAGACCCAAGGUAUCACCAGGCUGGGUGCCUAUACCCUGGACAAUAAGAGCCUCUAUCUCGAUGGAUACAGCUAUCAGAUGAAUCUUUCCUCCUCCACAAGUGCUGGAGGUCCCAACUUUGAGCCUUUCACACUGAAGUUCACCAUCACCAACAUGAGGUACACAGCAGACAUGGGAGAAAGGGGCUCCAGCAUAUUCAUCUUCACUGAGAGAGUGCUGCAGCGCCUGCUCAGUUCCUUGUUUGAAAAGAGCAGCCUUGGCUCUCAGGAUUUUGCAAGCAAAUUGACCUUACUGAGGCCUAUGAAGGAGGGAAGAGCAACCCUAGUUCAUUUCACUUGCAUCCAUCGGAGAGAUCCUGCCAGCCCUGUCCUAGAUAGUGAAAAAACUUACUGCGAGUUGAGCUAUCUGACCUGGAGCAUCACCAGGCUGGGCCCCUACACAUUAGAGAAGGAUAGCCUCUACCUCAAUGGUUACAAUCAUUUGGCCGUGGCCCCCACCAAAAUGCCACCAGACCCAGCAGUAGCACCUGGUUGUCCCCUGUGGGCCACAGAGCCUGGAGGCUCCCAAGCUGCUAGUUUAAGCUUCCAGUCUUUCACCACCAUUCCCGAGGUGCUGUACACAGAAGAUAUGCAUCUUUCUGGAUCUGACAAGUUCAACUUCACCAAAAGAACCCUGCAGCAACCUUUGAAGAAUGGCUCAGCAAGUGGAGUGAGUUGCCUGUGCACACACAAAAGAAACCACAGAAGCUCAUUUAGAGACCAAGAGAAGGUUUACUGGGAAGCAAAAAGAUCAUUUCACUAAGCUGGGCUUUUCCUCCUCCCUUGAAAGAGACAGUCUACUCAAUGAUGAGGAGCACAACAGAAUCCCCAGCCUUUUCCUCUAUCCCCAUGCUACUUUCCCCUCCUCCUGCUAAAUUUCCAUUCUGAUUCUGACCUUAAUGUUCUCUCAAAGAAUCAUUAUUUCUCAAUACCCUUUUAUUACACCAAACACAGAAAAUAAACCCUGCCCCUAUCUA